Messenger RNA from Sphaeroforma arctica JP610, 538 nucleotides. RefSeq lists its product as hypothetical. The transcript has 4 exons. The annotation marks the transcript as partial. The record is from RefSeq and is a predicted model, not a curated record. Lineage: Eukaryota; Ichthyosporea; Ichthyophonida.
AUGGGCCCUGAGGCGAGGCAUAGUGCGCAUGUGGUACAUUCGCAGUUUAAAAGUGCGGCAGCGCGAAACAAGACACGCACAUGCAACACACACUCCUACAACCACCACACGCAUGAGUAUAAGAAACUGGUGAUUAAGCUGGUGCAGAGUAUUAUGGCGGGUGUGCGUAAUAAGACUAGCACGUGUCAUCAGAUGAUCAUGGGUGCGGGUAAGACAACUAUCAUCUCGCCUCUACUGUGCCUCAUGCUGGCAGAUGGAAAGCACCUGGUCACGCAGGCGUCUGCUGGACAAGCCUACGGCAAUGCUUCGCAAGUGAGUAUUGUGCGUAAUGCACAGGAGGCUGCUUGUGAUGUGGACGCUGUAGCGUACAUUGUUGAAAUGGUCAUCAAUCUGCGCGGUGAGCUCUUCCGACCGCUACCAGAUGUGUACUUUGCCAUGCAAGAGAUGGACUCACAUACAAACGCGCUAAAGCUAAGCUAUGCAACCGCCGGGUCUAAGAGCGAGAAGACACUCGCAGCGUACAAGAAUGCGACAUGUG